Molecule: messenger RNA, 2994 nt
Organism: Striga asiatica
Lineage: Eukaryota; Viridiplantae; Streptophyta; Magnoliopsida; Lamiales; Orobanchaceae
Source: the annotation of a GenBank genome assembly
AUGCUGCAGUUUAUUUUCGAGGGAAAGGAGCUGUGCAGGAGCAUUAACCCGGAUGAGGCUAUUGCGUACGGUACCGCCGUGCAUACAGCCGUCCUACGUGGCAUAGGGGACGACAAGGUGCGGGACCUCGUACUCCUCGAUGUGACCCCUCUCUCACUAGGAGUGCACACUGUCGGGGAGGCCAUGUAUGUCGUGGUCCCGCGGAACACGACUGUCCCCACCCAGAAAGAGCGAACAUUGUACACAAAUGUAGAUAACCAGUCAUCUAUGAGACUCUCGGUCAACGAGGGCGAACGGGCAAGGUCAACAGACAACAACCUACUCGCGCACAACUCUAAAAGACAGGCCACCAAGGAUGCCGGUGCCAUUGCCGGCCUCAAUGUCAUCCGCAUCAUCAAUGAGCCCACUGCUGCCGCCAUUGCCUAUGGCCUCAACUACAAAGGAGAGAAGAAGAAUGUGUUGGUCUUCGACUUAGGCGGUGGCACCUGUGACGUCUCCAUCCUGACAAUAUCAAAGGGUACCUUCGAGGUGAGGGCCACCGCUGGCGACACCCACCUUGGCAGGGAGGAUUUCGACAACCGCAUUAACAAGAACCUUUCCGAAAACCCGCGGGCCCUACGGAGUCUGAGGACAACUUGCGAGAGGGCGAAGAGGGUUCUCUCAACCAAUACUAAGACCAAUGUGGACGUUGAGUGUCUGCACGAGGGAAUUGACUUUUACUCUAGCAUUACAUGCGCUAAAUUCGAGGAUCUCAACAUGAACCUGUUCGAAAAAUGCGUCGAGCCUGUAGAGAGCUUCCUGAGAGAUGUUGGGGUGGAGAAGGCUGCCAUCCAUGAUGUCGUUCUGGUUGGAGGCUCGAGCAUGAUUCCCAUGGUUCAGAAGAUGCUGCAGUUUAUUUUCGAGGGAAAGGAGCUGUGCAGGAGCAUUAACCCGGAUGAGGCUGUUGCGUACGGUGCCGCCGUGCAUGCAGCCGUUCUACGUGGCAUAGGGGACGACAAGGGGAGGGACCUCGUACUCCUCGAUGUGAACCCUCUCUCACUAGGAGUGCACACUGUCGGGGAGGCCAUUCGUGGUCCCGCGGAACACGACUGUCCCCACCCAGAAAGAGCGAACAUUGUACACAAAUAUGGCCGUCAUUGCCGACUCCUAUCUGGCCCCACCCUUGUCCGGGAUGCCGUCAUCACCGUCUCGGCCUACUUUAGCAACUCUCAAAGACAGGCCACCAAGGAUGCCGGUGCCAUUGCCGGCCUCAAUGUCAUCCGCAUCAUCAAUGAGCCCACUGCUGCCGCCAUUGCCUAUGGCCUCAACUACAAAGGAGAGAAGAAGAAUGUGGUGGUCUUCGACAUAGGCGGUGGCACCUGUGACGUCUCCAUCCUGACAAUAUCAAAGGGUACCGUCGAGAUGAGGGCCACCGCUGGCGACACCCACCUUGGCGGGGAGGAUUUCGACAACCGCAUUAACAAGGACCUUUCCGAAAACCCGCGGGCCCUACGGAGUCUGAGGACAACUUGCGAGAGGGCGAAGAGGGUUCUCUCGACCAAUACUAAGACCAAUGUGGACGUUGAGUGUCUGCACGAGGGAAUUGACUUUUACUCUAGCAUUACAUGCGCUAAAUUCAAGGAUCUCAACAUGAACCUGUUCGAAAAAUGCGUCGAGCCUGUAGAGAGCUUCCUUAGAGAUGUUGGGGUGGAGAAGGCUGCCAUCCAUGAUGUCGUUCUGGUUGGAGGCUCGAGCAGGAUUCCCAUGGUUCAGAAGAUGCUGCAGUUUAUUUUCGAGGGAAAGGAGCUGUGCAGGAGCAUUAACCCGGAUGAGGCUGUUGCGUACGGUGCCGCCGUGCAUGCAGCCGUUCUACGUGGCAUAGGGGACGACAAGGUGCGGGACCUUGUACUCCUCGAUGUGAACCCUCUCUCACUAGGAGUGCACACUGUCGUGGAGGCCAUGUAUGUCGUGGUCCCGCGGAACACGACUGUCCCCACCCAGAAAGAGCGAACAUUGUACACAAAUGUAGAUAACCAGACAUCUAUGAGACUCCCGGUCUACGAGGGCGAGCGGGCGAGGUCAACAGACAACAACCUGCUCGCGCUACAGACCACCAAGGAUGUCGGUGCCAUUGACGGCCUCAAUGUCAUCCGCAUCAUCAAUGACCCACUGCUGCCGCCAUUGCCUAUGGCCUCAACUAUAAAGGAGAGAAGAAGAAUGUGUGGUGGCACCUGUGACGUCUCCAUCCUGACAAUAUCAAAGGGUACCUUCGAGGUGAGGGCCACCGCUGGCGACACCCACCUUGGCGGGGAGGAUUUCGACAACCGCAUUGUUGCUCACUUUGCCAAAGAGUUUAAGCGCAAGAACAACAAGGACCUUUCUGAAAACCUGCGGGCCCUACGGAGGCUGAGGACAGCUUGCGAGAGGGCGAAGAGGGUUCUCUCGACCAAUACUAAGACCAAUGUGGACGUUGAGUGUCUGCACGAGGGAAUUGACUUUCACUCUAGCAUUACCCGCGCUAAAUUCGAGGAUCUCAACAUGGACCUGUUCGAAAAAUGCGCCGAGCCUGUAGAGAGCUGCCUGAGAGAUGCUGGGGUGGAGAAGGCUGCCAUCCAUGAUGUCGUUCUGGUUGGAGGCUCGAGCAGGAUUCCAAAGGUUCAGAAGAUGCUGCAGUUUAUUUUCGAGGGAAAGGAGCUGAGCAUUAACCCGGAUGAGGCUAUUGCGUACGGUACCGCCGUGCAUACAGCCGUCCUACGUGGCAUAGGGGACGACAAGGUGCGAGACCUCGUACUCCUCGAUGUGACCCCUCUCUCACUAGGAGUACACACUGUCGGGGAGGCCAUGUAUGUCGUGGUCCCGCGGAACACGACUGUCCCCACCCAGAAAGAGCGAACAUUGUACACAAAUGUAGAUAACCAGUCAUCUAUGAGACUCCCGGUCAACGAGGGCGAGCGAGCAAGGUCAACAGACAACAACCUGCUCGCGCAGUUCAUACUGAAUCCGAGCGAGAGCUGA